Sabethes cyaneus is the source of this 1068-nucleotide messenger RNA. RefSeq lists its product as uncharacterized. The record is from RefSeq and is a predicted model, not a curated record. Lineage: Eukaryota; Metazoa; Arthropoda; Insecta; Diptera; Culicidae. Bases 368 to 805 code for a protein of 145 amino acids. The transcript has 2 exons.
CGACUGAGUCUGAGGCUGCUUAUUUCUAUACCUUAAGUAGUGCUCUUCGACAUUGCUCAUUGUUGUGUUCAAUUCGAUAGGAUGGAAUCUAAUCAUCGUCGGCAUCUGAUGGACCGAUUGAACAAAAGCCGUAUCUUAUAACCUGUUAUUCCACGAAAGUUCUUCUGUAAUACCCGUUGUCUACGAUUUUCAAUGCGCAAUUCGCCGAUGUUUGUAAGAUGUGACUAGAAUUUGCUACAGAAUAAGUGUAAAUGCGAAUAUCAAAAACAGAAGAUGGCCAACGAUAGAUCGUGAAAUAGGGUGGUACAAGGCAACGGUGGGCGUUCGCGCACAUGAAACGGUAUAGCAGACUCGAUCGGACGGCAAGAUGGUGAUCAGUGCAACGAACAAGAUGUUUUUGCUGACAUUCGUGCUGUUUGUUCUGUGCGUGGUUCUGUUCUUCGUGUUAGUAUCCCUACGGAGGAACGAAAAAACCCUUCAGUGGGACAAUUUUAUACGACGCGGCCAAACCAGGAGAACCGAUAACGGCGACACCAACCAUUGGUACUACGUGAUAAGGGAUCUUGACAAAAUCCGCACCCUAGCGGACAUACGCCAUAUUGAACGCUCGUCCCGGUUGGAGGUUACCCAUUCCGGUUUCGUAGUGCACGGAAUAGACUAUGAAAUCGCAUUCGAUCGUGUACCAUCAUCAUCACUCGAGCCGACAUCGAGCGCACAGGACGACGACUACAUUCUCACGCUAGUCAAGCGAAAGAUCUAUCCCUGGGACAUGAAGGUCAAACCCGGUGCUACGGACAUGGGUUGAUGUGUUGCAAGCAAGUGAUUUAUACGCGAUUAUUCCAGACAGUCGUGAUCAAACGUUGCAGUUACCAGUUUAUCAACUACUGAUGAGAAAAGGUUCAUUUAUUGGCUGAAAUUUGCCUACGCUUUUAUUAAUUACGCUUAACCGUGUAACCGACGAUUUAUGGACAAGUGAAUUCAGUGAAACGGGAUGUGAUAAAACAGCAUAGAUUUACUUAAUCCAUGUAUUAUGAACUACUUUAUUGGUAAUCUGUACUUUAGGAUUAU